Messenger RNA from Penicillium daleae, 1809 nucleotides. RefSeq lists its product as uncharacterized. NCBI's taxonomy places the organism in Eukaryota, Fungi, Ascomycota, Eurotiomycetes, Eurotiales, Aspergillaceae. The record is from RefSeq and is a predicted model, not a curated record. Gene Ontology annotation, molecular function: protein binding. The coding region runs from base 1 to 1809 and encodes 602 amino acids. The transcript has 4 exons.
AUGAGUAAAUCUCUUGUAGGCCAGCGCCGGUCCUACAGCAGUCAACUAUGCACCAUUCGCUAUGUGGGAACUGUCGAGGGCACAACAGGUGACUGGCUUGGUGUUGAAUGGGACGACCCCACGAGAGGCAAGCAUUCAGGAGAGCAUAAGGGGAUCCGAUAUUUUACAUGCAAGAGUAACCACCCCACGGCGGGGUCUUUCGUCCGCCCAUCCAGACCAUCAUAUCCGCCGCUCAGCUUCGUGGAAGCGUUGCGUGCCAAGUAUGCAUCUGAAGAUGAGUCGGAGCUAGUUUGGGCCUCCAAGCCGGUUGGGAAGUCUAGCCCCCAUCAAGCCAUUGAAAUCAGCGGCAAGGUCGUCGAAGAGGUCGGCUUUGAUAAAAUUCGCAGACAGCUUGCAGAGCUGCAGGAGCUACGAAUUGUUUUGCUUGAUGGGCUGCGUGUUGCUGGUGUGCUAUCCUCCUAUGAACAACCUGAAUCCCAAGUCCUUGAGGCUGCUCAGGAAAUUGCAACGACGUGCCCCAAGAUUGAGGAGCUCGAUCUCAGCCGCAGUUUGUUGAGUAGCUGGCUCCAUGUUUGGGAUAUCUGCAACCAGCUAAAGGGGCUCAAGAAGCUGAAAGUCAAUGGUAACCGCUUUCAACCCUUGGAAGAUGGCUUGAUCUUUGAAGGUAUUACCGAGCUGUCUCUCGAGGAAACCUUGCUAAGCUGGGAUGAGAUUGUUGAAGUGACAUCUCGUUUCCCAGCAUUAACAUCGCUCACCGCAUCUGGCAACCAACUCAGCACAAUAACUCGCACGCUCCCCGGAGGCAUCACCAAGUUGACCCUCGAGAACAAUGAUAUCACAUCAUUAUCAUCUCUGCGUCCAUUAGCAGAGACACAAACUCUCGAACACAUCUCUAUACGAGGGAACAACAUCCAUGCCAUCACCGACAGCAUCCAAGAAACAAAGCUCGACUUUACAUUCCCCCCAACAGUCUACUCCGUCGACCUCUCACGCAACAACAUCUCAUCAUGGACAUUCCUCAACCACCUUCCCAUCCUAUUCCCGGGUCUAACCACCCUCCGAUUCUCCGGAAACCCCCUCUACGACCAACCACCCCUCCCACCAGCCAUAGCAGCUGCAACCUCAUCCAUGAGCGCUUCCAAACCAAUGACCGUAGACGAAUCCUUCAUGCUCACUCUAUCCCGCUUUCCGCCCUCCCUAGCCAUUCUCAAUUUCAGCACCAUCUCGCUACAAGACCGCUCCAAUGCGGAAAUGUACUACCUCUCCCUCAUCGGCAAAGAACUCUCCGCUACAUCUGAAGCCGAAGAACCGGCCAUUCUAGCCGCACACCCUCGCUACCAAGAACUCUGUGAAUCAUACGGAGAGCCAGCGAUAACGAGAGCCGUUGAGCGUGAUGGCUCUGGUAAGAAGGGGAUUCACCCACGAUCAGUGGCAGCGCGUCUGGUCAAGCUGGCAUUCCGUCUAUCCGAGUCACGAGUUUGCGUGAAGGAAGUCCCAACCUCGUUCGAUUCAUACCAGGUGAAAGCCCUCGUUUCACGGCUUUUCAACCUCGCUCCAUACUCGUUCAAGCUUGUCUGGGAGACAGACGAGUGGGAUCCAGUGGAAAAAAAGACUGGUAAUAAUGGGGCAGCGGGCUGGGAUGAAGAUAGCGAUGACGAAAUGCAGGCUCCGGCUCCUGCCUCUUCGGCAGAUACCAGUCGGUUUGUGCGGAGAGAAAUUGAAUUGGUGGAUUCAACGCGGGAUAUUGGGUUCCUGUUUCAGGGCGAGACGGGGGAGAUGAAAAUCCGUGUUGAGGUACCCCCUGUAUAG